AUGACAAGAUUGACUCAGAAGGAGGUUCCCUUCCAAUGGUCUUAUGGUUGCGAGGAGAGCUUUCAAAGGCUCAAGGCUUUGUUGACUGCGGCUCCGAUUUUGGCACUGCCCGUGGAGGGCAAGGACUACUCUGUUUAUUGUGAUGCAUCUCGUAUUGGUUUGGGCGUUGUGUUGAUGCAGGAGGGCAAGGUCAUCACCUAUGCCUCUAGACAGUUGAAGGUUCAUGAGAGGAACUACCCUACGCAUGAUUUAGAGUUGUUGACAGUGGUUUUUGCCUUGAAAAUCUGGAGGCAUUAUUUAUAUGUGGUCCGUUGUGAGGUGUUCACUAAUCAUCGUAGUUUGCAGCAUGUGUUUACUCAAAGAGAUCUAAAUUCCAGGCAACGUAGAUGGAUGGAGCUCCUAAAAUAUUAUGAUAUUACCAUACUUUACCAUCUAAGUAAGGCGAAUGUGGUGAAAGAUGCCUUGAGUCGCAAGGCGGAGAGUAUAGGUAGCUUGGCGAGAUUUACAGUGUUUGAGCGUCCCUUAGCCAUGGUGGUUCAGACUCUGGCUAACCGUCUUGUCCGAUUGGAUCUUUCACAUUCGGGUCGGGUAUUUUCUUGUCUUGAGACGAGGUCUUCUCUCUUGGAGGAGAUUAGGACUAGCCAGUUUGAGGACCCUCAGUUAUGUAAGAUUCGUGACAAGGUGUUGCGAGGUGAGGCUAAGGAGGUUGUGCUUGAUAGUGAGGGGGUUACUUAUAAUGCGGAGAGGUUGGCUAAGAUCUACAUUCGUGAGAUAGUGCUGUUGCACGAGGUUCCUAUUUCUAUUAUGUCCGAUCGAGGCACUCAAUUUACUUCCCAUUUCUGGCAGACCUUGCAGGCAGAAUUGGGUACUCAGUUGGAUCUUAGUACUGCAUUUCAUCCCCAUACUGACGGACAGUCCGAAAGGACUAUCCAGGAAAAGCUUCGGGCAGCCCAAAGUAGACAAAAGAUGUAUGUGGAUCAGAAGGUCCGAGAUAUGGCGUUUAUGGUGGGGGAGCAAGUCUUGUUGAAGGUUUCACCCAUGAAGGGUAUCAUGAGAUUUGGGAAAAGGGAUAAGUUGAGUCCCAGGUAUAUCAGCCCAUUUGAGAUCCUUCGUCGUAUUGGCGAGGUUUCAUAUGAGUUGGCCUUGCCACCUGGCCUGUCAGGUGUCCAUCCAGUUUUUCAUAUUUCUAUGUUGAAGAAAUACCAUUCAGACUGGUCUUAUAUCAUUCACUGGGAUUCGGUGUUGCUAGAUGAGAAUCUGUCAUAUGAGGAAGAGCCUAUAGCAAUAUUAGAUAGGCAGGUUAGAAAGUUGCGGACCAAAGAAAUAGCCUCCGUGAAAGUUCAAUGGAAGGAUUGUCCGGUGGAGGAAGCUACUUGGGAGACCGAGGCAGAUAUGCGGAGUAGAUACCCUCAGUUAUUUGGCGGUUCAUUUUUUUUGACAAAUGACCGCAAAAAGAUCUCAGUAGCCCUGGAAUUUGAACAGUUCCAGUGGUUUGGUGAAUUUGUACCUUAG
Messenger RNA from Lycium barbarum (goji berry), 1512 nucleotides. RefSeq lists its product as uncharacterized. Lineage: Eukaryota; Viridiplantae; Streptophyta; Magnoliopsida; Solanales; Solanaceae. The transcript is spliced from 4 exons. The record is from RefSeq and is a predicted model, not a curated record. Gene Ontology annotation, molecular function: nucleic acid binding. Bases 1 to 1512 code for a protein of 503 amino acids. Gene Ontology annotation, biological process: DNA integration.